This is a messenger RNA of Astyanax mexicanus (Mexican tetra), 4816 nucleotides long. RefSeq names its product zinc finger protein 850-like. Gene Ontology annotation, biological process: regulation of transcription by RNA polymerase II; central nervous system development. The transcript has 2 exons. Gene Ontology annotation, cellular component: nucleus. Lineage: Eukaryota; Metazoa; Chordata; Actinopteri; Characiformes; Acestrorhamphidae. Bases 343 to 2916 code for a protein of 857 amino acids. The record is from RefSeq and is a predicted model, not a curated record. Gene Ontology annotation, molecular function: RNA polymerase II cis-regulatory region sequence-specific DNA binding; DNA-binding transcription factor activity, RNA polymerase II-specific.
UGCUACAUACAUUUUGCAGCUGCAGCCUGCUGACAGUCAAGAUACAACUACAUAUUAAAAUGUCUGUGAAUUUAUAAUGGGAUAAAAGUACUGAAGCCUUUAUUGUAGUAUGAAGGUGUCCCAGUAGUUUUCUCCAUAUAGUGUAACUAAUGUAGGUAGUUAUUUUUGGUUAAUUGACCUGCUUUUAUUUUAAUACACAAUUUUUUUUUCUUUGUUUUUCCAGAAUAAACAACCAGGAUAUUUAAUAAAGAGCAGUGUUAAACUGCUGAAAGAGGUGAAGCACAAGCCAUCCAGAAGAAUCUCCUGAAAACGCAGAAAUUGUUUGCUACAUUUCACAGACAGAUGGAGCCAAGUCCCGACAUGGAGAAACAUCAGCACUCUGUCAAGAGUUUUACUAAACAGAGUGAUCUCAAAAAACACCAGCGCAUUCACACAGGAGAGAAACCGUAUCACUGCUCAGACUGUGGGAAGAGUUUUACUCAACAGAGUACUCUCAAACUGCAUCAGCGCAUUCACACAGGAGAGAAACCAUAUCACUGCUCAGACUGUGGAAAGAGUUUUAAUCAACAGAGUGAUCUCAAAAAACACCAGCGCAUUCACACAGGAGAGAAACCGUAUUACUGUUUCGACUGUGGGAAGAGUUUUACUGAACAGAGUAAUCUCAAAAAACACCAGCGCAUUCACACAGGAGAGAAACCGUAUUACUGUUUCGACUGUGGGAAGAGUUUUACUGAACAGAGUCAUCUCAAAAAUCACCAGCGCAUUCACACAGGAGAGAAACCGUAUUACUGCUCAGACUGUGAUAAGUGUUUUACUACACAGAGUACUCUCAAAAUACACCAGCGCAUUCACACAGGAGAGAAACCGUAUCACUGCUCAGACUGUGGGAAGAGUUUUACUCAACAGAGUACUCUCAAACUGCAUCAGCGCAUUCACACAGGAGAGAAACCAUAUCACUGCUCAGACUGUGGAAAGAGUUUUAAUCAACAGAGUGAUCUCAAAAAACACCAGCGCAUUCACACAGGAGAGAAACCGUAUUACUGUUUCGACUGUGGGAAGAGUUUUACUGAACAGAGUAAUCUCAAAAAACACCAGCGCAUUCACACAGGAGAGAAACCGUAUUACUGUUUCGACUGUGGGAAGAGUUUUACUGAACAGAGUCAUCUCAAAAAUCACCAGCGCAUUCACACAGGAGAGAAACCGUAUUACUGCUCAGACUGUGAUAAGUGUUUUACUACACAGAGUACUCUCAAAAUACACCAGCGCAUUCACACAGGAGAGAAACCGUAUUACUGCUCAGACUGUGAUAAGUGUUUUACUACACAGACUCAUCUCAAACUGCACCAGCGCAUUCACACAGGAGAGAAACCAUAUUACUGUUUCGACUGUGGGAAGAGUUUUACUGAACAGAGUCAUCUCAAAAAUCACCAGCGCAUUCACACAGGAGAGAAACCGUAUCACUGCUCAGACUGUGGAAAGAGUUUUAAUCAACAGAGUGAUCUCAAAAAACACCAGCGCAUUCACACAGGAGAGAAACCGUAUUACUGUUUCGACUGUGGGAAGAGUUUUACUGAACAGAGUAAUCUCAAAAAACACCAGCGCAUUCACACAGGAGAGAAACCGUAUUACUGUUUCGACUGUGGGAAGAGUUUUACUGAACAGAGUCAUCUCAAAAAUCACCAGCGCAUUCACACAGGAGAGAAACCGUAUUACUGCUCAGACUGUGAUAAGUGUUUUACUACACAGAGUACUCUCAAAAUACACCAGCGCAUUCACACAGGAGAGAAACCGUAUUACUGCUCAGACUGUGAUAAGUGUUUUACUACACAGACUCAUCUCAAACUGCACCAGCGCAUUCACACAGGAGAGAAACCAUAUUACUGUUUCGACUGUGGGAAGAGUUUUACUCAACAGAGUGAUCUCAAACUGCACCAGCGCAUUCACACAGGAGAGAAACCGUAUCACUGUUCAGACUGUGGGAAGGGUUUUACUUUACAGAGUGAACUUAUAUUACAUCAGUGCAUUCACAAAAGAGCUGAAAGAGGUAAAGCAGAAGCCUUCCUGAAGAAUCUCCAGAACACGCAGAAAUUGUUUGCUACAUUUAAAAGACAAAUGAAGCCAAGUCCCGACAUGGAGAAACAUCAGCACUCUGUCAAGAGUUUUACUCAACAGAGUAGUCUCAAAAAACACCAGCGCAUUCACACAGGAGAGAAACCGUAUCACUGCUCAGACUGUGGGAAGAGUUUCAAUCAACAGAGUCAUCUCAAACUGCACCAGCGCAUUCACACAGGAGAGAAACCGUAUCACUGCUCAGACUGUGGAAAGAGUUUUAAUCAACAGAGUCAUCUCCAACAACACCAGCGCAUUCACACAGGAGAGAAACCGUAUCACUGCUCAGACUGUGGGAAGAGUUUUACUAAACAGAGUACUCUCAAAAACCACCAGCGCAUUCACACAGGAGAGAAACCGUAUCACUGCUCAGACUGUGGGAAGAGUUUUAAUCAACAGAGUACUCUCCAACAACACCAGCGCAUUCACACUGGAGUAAAACCAUAUCACUGCUCAGACUGUGGGAAGAGCUUUAAUCGACUGCAGACUGUCAAACGGCAUCAGCGCAUUCACACAGAAGAGAAACCAUAUCACUGCUCAGACUGUAGGAAGAGUUUUAUUACACAGAGUAAACUUAAAAUACAUCAGCGCAUUCACACAGGAGAGAAACCUUAUUACUGCUCAGACUGUGGGAAGAGCUUUAAUCGACUGGAGACUGUCAAACGGCAUCAGCGCAUUCACACAGGAGAGAAACCGUAUUGCUGCUCAGACUGUGGGAAGAGUUUUAAACAACAGAGUCAUCUCAAAAAACACCAGCGCAUUCACACAGGAGAGAAAAAUGUCCCAAAUUUGUCCCAUGGCAAUUAAAAGCGCAAAUCAUAAAUUCCACCAGAAACAAAUAUGAACUGUAUUUAACAAUGGAUUUUACAGGUUCAGCAAAACUAUUCUUAUCCAGGGAUGAUGUGUAUAGAAUUCCAUGUUAUGUUUGUAUGUCUUGUAAGUUUGAAUAUUCCAGGACAUUCAUUGUGAGACAGAGCUCAGUUUUUAGGUUAGUUACUGUUGCGCAGUAAGGUUACAGGCUCAUUCACUCCCUCUGCUGGUGUUCUUGUUUGUCUAUGGUUCAGUCCAAUUAAAAAUCUGUUACUAUAGAGCAGGGGUGUCAAACUCAUUUUGGCCGAGGGCCACAUUGGCAUAUUGGCUGUCCUCUGAGGGCCAGAUGUAACUUAUAAAUGUAAUAAAAUGUAACCAAAUGUAAUAUAUGUAAAUGAAUGUAAUUACUCCUUAAUGUUAAAUAACUCUCAAUAUAUUAUUUAUUCAAUCAAAUAUUACAGUUGCAUGGAAAAAAUGUUUGCUUGUUGCUCUAUUAACAUAAAUCCUUUUAAUUUGUCAUGUCAUGAAAUCCAAAAACUCCAUCAAUCAAGAACCAAACUAUUCAAGUGAAUAGAAAUGACAUCAAGUUAUAUUAACUUUGAAAUUAUUAACUGAAAUAAGGCUUAAUAAAUAUAAAAUCAAAGAUUGUGAGCUGUUAAGAACAUAGCAUUCCCUCAGAUUUAGCAUUUCCUCAGAUUUAGCAGUUGUUCAUCCAACCACUAGUGGGAGCUGCAGCAGCAGCACCACAAGUCCGCAGUCUUUACUGAGUCAGAGCUACAGCCCAGCCACGGGCUACAGGGCUCAGCUGAGCCAGUCUGGAGCGUUUUUAAAAUUUUUAAGUUCUUCUGUGUAUGAAAUAAAGAUUUUUGUAACCGAAUAAUACAGCUCUCUACAGUUCAUCUUUCAGCCCAAUCAGCUAACAGCAGCCGUUUAGAGCAUGAGUCACUGCUGGGAUUACAUUAAAAACAGGUCAGUUAGCGAGCUGCUAACCUCAGGAUGUUUAUAACUACGGAGUUUAGUGGACACACCACGGCUGCAAGGUUAGACUGUUGAAGGCUACUGGAGACUAUUAAAGGCUAUUGGAGGUUAUUGAAAUGGUUAUUGGGGGCAGAAAUCAGUAAAGGCUGGUUAGAUAAGUGAUUCACGUCAUCGUACUUUGCUGCGGUGAAACUGCGACUAGCGCUGUCACAGUGAUGUUUAUUAACGUCAUUAAAACAGAUUUUGUCAGCUAUUGUCUUAUAAAUAUUUACACAGAACUUAUAUCUCUUCUAAAAAGCGUUUAUUUUGGUCAGUAACACUCUUCGUAACACAAAAGGCAUACCGGUCUUUCGCCUUGAAGCACAGCCGUCCGUCUGCAUCAGCUUCUCUUUUUCUGGACAUUAUGGGAUAAACGUUUAUAUGUCUCAAUUCCACCCGCGAAGUUACGCCUUCCCUCGGCAGGGUUUCCACAUCAAUGACUACACUGCUGUGUAGUGGCAGUAAGCCGUAACUUUGUGGGUAAUACAAUCGACAAGCAUUGUAGGAAAUGUAUUUUUUGGUCAAAGAACGCUUCUGACCUAUUUAUUAUAGACACUAAGAUCUUACAAGCUCUCGCGGGCCACAUAAAAAGACGUGGCGGGCCACAUUUGGCCCGCGGGCCUUGUGUUUGACACAUGUGCUAUAGAGGGAUAUAGAGAGAUAUUUGGUUGUGUUGUAUUACUCAAGUUUUAUACUCUCUUAUCUUUUCCUUAUUGAAUAUUAAAUGUUGCUUAUGUUUUUUUUUAAUCUCCAAAGUUACUAAGAAUAUCCAAAUAAUGUAGUUUCUUAAUUGUUUUUAUCCAGUACAAACUAUUAUCUUUGUAUUACUUCACCUCUAUAUUUACCCAUGUGUGUUUUAAUAAACAGCUUUUAUAUUGCA